Messenger RNA from Pollicipes pollicipes, 1544 nucleotides. RefSeq names its product zinc finger protein PLAG1. The record is from RefSeq and is a predicted model, not a curated record. Gene Ontology annotation, biological process: regulation of transcription by RNA polymerase II. The transcript is spliced from 4 exons. Gene Ontology annotation, cellular component: nucleus. The coding region runs from base 258 to 1544 and encodes 428 amino acids. NCBI's taxonomy places the organism in Eukaryota, Metazoa, Arthropoda, Thecostraca, Pollicipedomorpha, Pollicipedidae. Gene Ontology annotation, molecular function: RNA polymerase II transcription regulatory region sequence-specific DNA binding; DNA-binding transcription factor activity, RNA polymerase II-specific.
CGUGCGCAGCAGAGAAGACCAAAACAAAGCCUGCGUGGUGGUGUCAGGGGUGCAGGAGCUGAAAAUAUGUGAUUGCCGCUCUCCUCUUGUGACUGAUUUCCGGCAGAAGUGAUUUCAUGCGGACGGAUAGCUGCGUCGACGGCUAUACUCGUUGGGAAAGUGAACUUCGUCGUAGGUGCUGGGAAGGAGGUCACAAGGGGAGUGACGACGCCCAUUGCCGCUUCAGUCGCUGAGUCGGGAACCUCUGGUCGGAAUGGAUGGGCCACGGCAUGGCCACACCCCCAAUUCCCACCAAUCCAACUCCAGCUGAUAGUGGGAGCGCCCUGCCGCCGCCGCCUGCGCCGGCCGUGCCAUCGUCGUCGGCCCCGGCCAGCAGCGAGGCUCUGGCCGUGCCCGGGCCGUCGCGGCCCACCCGACGCGUCGCCGCCACUCGCCGCAAGCGGGCCAACCGCUGCGUCACCUGCAGCAAGAGCUUCUCCAGCCCAGGCAAGCUCGCCCAGCACCAGUACUCGCACACGGGCGAGCGGCCGUACGUCUGCCAACGCUGCGACAAGAGCUUCUCCUCAAAGUUCAAGCUGAUGCGUCAUGUUCUGACGCACAGCAAGGAGCGCCAGUUUAAGUGCACCGAGUGUAGCAAGGGCUUCUACCGCAAGGACCACCUCAAGAAUCACAUGGAAACGCACAACCCGAACAAGCAGAUGUUCCAUUGUCCGCGGCCGUCGUGCGGCAAGGAGUACACGUCCAGCACGGGUCUGAAGAAGCACGUGGCGCUGCACGAGGCCGAGGACGGCAACCUCAUGUGUACGCUCUGUGGUAUCACCUUCCAGGCCAAGGAGGACAUCAUCUUCCACCUGAAGACUCACGCCGGCUCGCGAACGGUGAAGAGCGCGCAGGACAAGAAGUUCCAGUGUGACGUGUGUAAGAAGCGCUUCUUCACUCGCAAGGACGUGAAGCGACACCUGGUGGUGCACACGGGUAGCCGCGACUUCGUGUGCGAUCUGUGUCCGCAAAAGUUCGGCCGCAAGGACCACCUGGUGCGCCACAUGAAGAAGAGCCACUCGACAGGCCAGGGUGCGUCGCUGCGGCGCGGCCGGGUCAAGACGGAGCCGGAGGCGGCGUUCCAGCAGCCGCUGCCCGACAUGGACAUCCCCGAACCGGUCACACUGCCCAACUUCGAGCCGCCCGAAGUGUUGCCGGAUCUCCUCCACACGCCCGACCUGAGCGCCAUGCUGCGCUCGGACAUGUACGCUGCGACAGAGAUGUUCUUCUUGCCGCACGCGCGCCAGGCCGAGCACCCUGCCGAGAUGUUCGCGCUGGCUGGGCCGGCACGGCCGGUGCCGCACCUCGCCAGGUCGCCGCGUCUGCCCGUUGGCGGCAAGGACCUGUCGUCGCUGAUGCAGACGACGACGACGGCGGCGGCAGCGGCGGCAGUGAGCGAGGCGAGUCCGCCGGCCGAGCCGUGCCUCGAGCGGCCGCGCACGCCUUCGCCGGACCACUUCCCUCCUAGCCACUUGCCACAAUUCCGCUACUUCGGACCGCCGUGA